Messenger RNA from Penicillium argentinense, 447 nucleotides. RefSeq names its product extracellular guanyl-specific ribonuclease RntA. Lineage: Eukaryota; Fungi; Ascomycota; Eurotiomycetes; Eurotiales; Aspergillaceae. Bases 1 to 447 code for a protein of 148 amino acids. The transcript has a single exon. Gene Ontology annotation, molecular function: RNA nuclease activity; RNA binding. The record is from RefSeq and is a predicted model, not a curated record.
AUGCAGUUCACCGAGGUAUACAGUCUUCAGCACACCUUCCCGACAAUCCAUGCUAACCCCAGCCAGCUCCUCACCCUGGCCACUCUCCUCUUCACCGGCGCUGUCGCCGUCGCUAUCCCGGCCGACCUCGAGACCCGCGCCUGCGCCUACAGCUGUGGCACCCACUGUUACACCAACAGCGCCGUGAGCUCCGCCAUGGCAGCUGGCUACGACCUGUACUCGUCCGGCGACACGGACGACAGCUACCCGCAUGUCUACCACAACUACGAAGGCUUCGACUUCUCGGUCAGCGGUACAUACUACGAGUUCCCGAUCCUAAGCUCGGGCGAGGUGUAUGAUGGUGGAUCCCCCGGCGCGGACCGAGUGAUCUUCAACACUGGAGAUCAGCUCGCGGGUGUCAUUACCCACACUGGUGCUAGCGGUGACAACUUUGUCGCGUGUACCUAG